AUGGAGAGGCGGGAGGACCCCGUGAUCUUCGUGGAGGAGGCGUCGCAGACGGCGCCAACUGGAGCGGGCCAAAGCGUCCAAUCAGCUGCGGCGCCAGAGCAGCCAUCCAGGGGCGAGCCAGCGGCAGGGGCCGGCCUCGAGCUCAGCAGGGCCCAGGCCUCCCUUCGCGCCAAGGAAGCCGAGUACAGCGCCUUGGUCCUGGAGCGUGACCGCCUGGUCAAGAAGUUGGCCGACCAGGAGGAGAGCCACAAGGAGGCCCUAAAGAAGGCGCAGGACAACGAGGACGCCCUGAAGGCCGAGUUUGAGACCGAAGCGGCGGGCUGGGCUGAAGCGAAGCAGGCGCUGAGCGAGGGCUUCAGCCGUAUCGAGGAUCUGAUCGACGACUACUUUCCCGGCUACUCCGUCUUCGCCACCCAAUCCAUCGAGGCCCAUCGCGAGGUACGCCGGGAGGCGGGGGCAAUGCAAGCUGCUCUGGCGGAUAUUGAGGUUUUGUCUUUUAAACGUGGAUAG
Triticum aestivum (bread wheat) is the source of this 510-nucleotide messenger RNA. Its product is annotated as DNA recombination protein RmuC homolog. Lineage: Eukaryota; Viridiplantae; Streptophyta; Magnoliopsida; Poales; Poaceae. The record is from RefSeq and is a predicted model, not a curated record. The coding region runs from base 1 to 510 and encodes 169 amino acids. The transcript is spliced from 4 exons.